This is a messenger RNA of Guyanagaster necrorhizus, 1587 nucleotides long. RefSeq lists its product as uncharacterized. The record is from RefSeq and is a predicted model, not a curated record. The transcript is spliced from 12 exons. NCBI's taxonomy places the organism in Eukaryota, Fungi, Basidiomycota, Agaricomycetes, Agaricales, Physalacriaceae. Bases 149 to 1438 code for a protein of 429 amino acids.
AAGAAAUACGUUGGCAUCAGAAAUGUAAUACUUGCAACGUCACCCGUGGAUACAAUCGGCUCUGUUGAUUUGUUCUCGACUACAAGAAGCUCUCGGAGUAGUCUAUCUUCUCGAAUCGCCUCUAGAUCUCCUGGCAGCCCUACAGACAAUGUAUGUGGCUCAUAGCGUAACUCCUCCUGUGUCGCAAUGCCCGACUUGGUUGAACAAAAGCUUCACUUCGGCGUUGUUUUACUAUAUUAGGAUGUGGAUCUUUGUUCUGUCGCUGGCACAAACGGCUAUAGCUAAUCCAGCUAAUGCCACCAUUCAUAGUAGUCGAUUCUCCGACACUUUUUGGCAUUAUGUGAAUUUUUGGCGUACCGUGACUCUUAAGCCACCACUUCAUUGUCUUGUCUCGGGCGCUCAUUUUGAAAUGACCUAUGGGGCUUUAAAUUGGACGACAGGAAUUUACAAAAGUUAUCUCUUUUUCUCUCAUAUCUCCACCAUGGCUCCCACUGAAAUUUCGGGUGUAAACGUUCCGUUGUUUACAGGCCCUUUGGUUUUGGGGUAUAUGUGGGGUUAUUGCCUCUACGGCGUCCUCCUCAUCCAAAUAUAUAUCUAUCUAACUCACUCUCGUUUCCCUACUGACAAGCUGGGCCUCAAGAUCCUGGUUUGGACGCUGUUUACUCUCGAAACUGCAUUCGUUUUUAUCUCCACUAUCACUGCAUGGAACACCUUUGGUUGGGGAUGGGGUGACACUCAUACACUUUUUUUUCUUGGUACGAGCUUUGGAGCUCUGCCUGUUCUAAGCGGCAUCAUUUCUUGGAUGACUCAAAACUUCUACCUAUGGCGAAUCUGGACUCUAACGAAGCGGAACCUUAUGAUCAUCGUUGGCGUUGAGGCUGUUUCCCUCGCCCAAUGCAUUUUCGCAGUAUACUACGGCAUAACGUUGGCGUUGCAUGGAGGCAGUGUAGAUGAGAUGAUAAUAUUGAGCCCGUUCAGGAUUGCUUGGUUAAUAGGCUGCGCCUUGUGCGAUAUCCUGAUUACGAUUACCGUGGUGAUGACUCUCCGCGCACAGAAGGAUACGUCUUUCAAAUUUAGCUCCAAGAAAAUAAACCGGUCGAUACGAUAUUCUGCGGAAACAGGUGCUAUUACUACAGUCAUGGCUGUCACCGAAUUCGUUGCCUACGUGGCCGCGAAACAUCACACGUUCCAUCUAAUGCUCUUUCUCAUGUUGAGCGAGGUGUAUAUUUGCUCCCUUGUAGCAACACUGAACGCCCGAGAACCCAACUCUGCCAACAACAAAAAGGAAAACUUCUAUAUUCCUUCCCCCCCGGACCCUUCUCUUUUUCGGAACGAUCGGACUGAUUCAUCGAGGCACAACGGAGGUAAAGGGCAUGAGGCCAUUGCCUUGCCGAAUGUGAAAAUUUCAGCCCCGAAUCGAAAUGGAAGUUAUGUCUGAGGUGAUGGUAUCGCAGCUCGCUAACUGGAUUAGCUAGUGCUUACUUUCUCUUGGUAUGCACCUGAAUCGGCGACAAUAAGUAGCGUAUUGGAUGCUUCUAGUCUGCAAUGCCGAAUUCGAUGCUGAAAGAACUAUUGGUGACCACCAUA